AUGACCUUUGCACCCGGUCCUGUGCUGCAGGUGAAGGGGCGGGCCAACCUGUGGACUCAGGGCCGUGUGCAGCAGCAGUACCAGAUCGACGUCCGCACCAUCGAGGAACUGUUUGGUCAAAACGACCAUCAAUCAAACGCGGAGGCCACGCCCACCAGGGGCGGGAAGACCAGGAGCUCGUUCAGAGAGGUCAAAGACGAGGUGUCCAUCCUGGACUCGAAGCGAGGGAUGAACAUCGGGAUUUUCCUCAAACAGUUCAAGAG
Molecule: messenger RNA, 263 nt
Organism: Plectropomus leopardus (leopard coralgrouper)
Lineage: Eukaryota; Metazoa; Chordata; Actinopteri; Perciformes; Serranidae
Source: RefSeq, a predicted model, not a curated record